GUCUGAGAAAGUAUUAGCAAAGAAUUUAAUAAAUUAGCUCUAAGUUAUGGACAGGAGUUCGACAACUGCUAAUUUAUCUUCAUCAGUAAUUGCAUAUCACACCUUGCAUUUGUGACAACAUUGCUGCUAGUAAACAUGAAGUUUCAAGAGCAUUUAUCGUCGCAUUUAACACCAGAAUGGCGCGGUCAGUACAUACAAUACGAGAAAAUGAAAGAGAUGUUGUACAAAGCUCUGGAACGCAUGCCAAAAGAUGAUGAUCCUAAAAGGGAGGAUCAUUUUGCUCAGUUUGAAGAAGAAUUUUUUAUUUUUUGUGAAAAAGAAUUGGAGAAAGUGAACACAUUUUUUGCGGAGAAAAUAGCAGAGGCUCAAAGGAAGUUCACAACUUUAAAGAAUGAGGCUGAAGGUAGUGCCUACGUCACCGCAAAAUCGAGCUUGAAUCAGAUUCGACGUGGCACGGUUACCAGUCAGUUUUUUAAUCCACAUAUGAAGAAACUUCUUGCUAAAACGCAUCGCAAAGAAAAGAAUUUGAAGUUGGCUUUUAGUGAAUUCUAUCUCAGUUUGGUUAUUUUGCAAAACUUUCAGCAAUUGAACUUCACUGGUUUUAGGAAGAUUUUGAAGAAACAUGAUAAGCUUUUCGAAACAGAAAAUGGUCUCAACUUCAAAAAGAAGGUGCAAAAAGCUCCUUUUUUCCUAAACAAAGGUGUCGAUACUCUCAUCAGCGAAACAGAGAACAUCUUCACGAACGAACUUGAACACGGUGACAGGUCAAAAGCAAUGAACAGACUUCGCGUUCCACCUUUGACUGAAAGAGAGAAACGAAGCUGGGUCAUUUUUCGAUGCGGUUUUUUCUUCGGAAUGUUCUUCGUGCUGGCAGUUUCCGCCAUUCUCGGUUUUCAAGUAAAAGGUUACGGUGACAAAUGGUUGCCAAUACUGCGCAUGUACCGUGGAGUGUUUCUAUUGGUAGUAAUGGUGUUCCUCGUGGCCAUCAAUACUUAUGGUUGGAGGGCAGCUGGUGUCAAUCACGUUCUUAUAUUUGAGCUCGAUCCUCGAACACAUCUGACUUAUCAACAACUCUUGGAGGCAUCGGCAAUGCUGGCUGUCAUUUGGUGUCUCAGUCUAAUGGCGUACAUUUACCAUGGAAACAUCGGCAUUUACUCAUUAACCCCUCCAUCGGUUAUGGCUGUUUUGUUCAUCGUAUUUACUUUAAAUCCCUUUAAAGUUGGUUUCCACGGUGCGCGAUGGUGGCUAUUGAAGAUAAUUUAUCGCGUCGUCACGGCUCCGUUUCAUUCCGUUGGCUUCGCGGAUUUUUGGCUCGCGGAUCAAAUGAACAGUUUAUGUCGAAUGUUUCUCGACUUCGAGUUCAGCAUUUGUUUUCUUUUUUAUGGUCAAAAAAUUGACGAAGAUGUCUGCGUUAAAAAUACCUACGGUAUUCGACCCAUAGUUCUAUGUUUACCAGCGUGGUUUCGCUUUGCUCAGUGCCUCAGACGUUACCACGAUACAAAAAAUGUCUUUCCUCACCUCGUCAACGCCGGAAAAUAUUCCACGACUUUCUUCAUUGUAAUAUUUUCUACUUUGACCAAAUCAAAGACUGAUCACGACGACUCAUAUCAAGGAACGUACUUCAUUUUAUGGGUGAUAAGUAUUUUAAUCGGCUCUUGUUAUACGUUGACGUGGGAUCUCAAAAUGGAUUGGGGCCUCUUGAAGUUAAAUAUGAAAGAAAAUACAUUUUUACGUGAGGAAGUUGUCUACCCGAAUAAGUUUGUAUAUUACCUUGCAAUCGUCGAGGACUUUGUAUUUCGUUUUAUUUGGUCACUGUCUAUAUCAAUUGGUUAUUCAACCAAUCUUCACGAUGAAGUCAUGAUCACCGUGUUAGCUGUAUGUGAAAUAUUUAGGCGUUUUGUAUGGAAUUUCUUUAGAUUAGAAAAUGAACAUUUGAACAAUUGCGGUGAAUUCCGUGCAGUUAGGGAUAUUUCGGUGAUGCCUAUGGAUCCUAACGAUCAUAUCCUUCUCGAGACUCUAAUGGAUGACGAGACGGGGCCGCCUCGUUUAGCUCUGUUCUAAUCAAUGGUAAAUUAACGCAUAAACGACGAUCAACAAUCAUUAGUAACAGUACUCUCGCUAACCAUACUUCAGUAUAGCAAUGAUGUAUUUGUAUGGAUAUAUGGGCACAGCAAGUUUAUAACCCUUAUGGUAUAGAGGGAUUAUGUAUUGAAUACUGCGAUGUACCAACAUCGUGGAAAAGUUAUUUAAGCUCAUGGGAUGUAAUGAUGGAGGUGGUGGGUAUCAUGACGUAUAUUUAUGGUUAUCGAGUUACGGUGAUGGAUAAUGAUGGAUAGCAACGAGUAUCAUAAUGCAUUAUGUUUAUUUGUGAUAUUUGAGUUGAGCUACUUGUGCUAAUUCGAUGCGGACAUGGAUAAUCUCGGAGAGACAAACAGAAGUCAAUGAACUGCUGUCCAACACAUUUGACUUGUGAAUGGUAAAGGUACGUUUCCAUGACGAUGAGGUAUGUGGACAAGUAGAACUUCGUGUAAGUUAAGCGACGUGAGUAGCAUUUUGGUUCAGACAGCAAUAAACACGUUGUACUCGGAGAGGUUGCCAGCCAGUUUCUUGAACCAUGCUUUGCAAUUUUCCCGUGUUUUCUAACUUUAAGUCAAUGUGUUUCUAAUAAAUGGAUUGUCUAAAGUUUACCGAAGGCUGGCCGGAAAACCCGAGUGCAAUGUUUGUAUGAAAAAAACCUCGCACUCGAUGAUGAAUCAUGAGAGAGACUGUUUAAGCUUUUGCUCGCUCUGCUUUCGUUAAAUUCCAGACGUCCGGUUACUUGUGAUUGUAUGUGAAACAAGCUACGCUCGUAACACAAAAACGUUUCUGGCAAUUACGGGUCGGCUUUGUGUACAUCGAAUAACAUGGCAUAUACCUUGAAUGCUAAUGCAAUAAGGAUUUCUGUGUACAAGCACGGAUCUCGGUCGGGUUGUGGCUGCACACGAGUCUCGUUCACGGCAUCAUGAUCGAACUUUGCUACUGACAAACGAGAUGAAGUCGGAAAGUUUUAUUUAUCCCGAUGACGUUAUUUCAGUGAUUUCAAUUACGUUUUUCGAUUUCUAUGUGUCAUAUGAUCCUGACUUCAAAAUUCCCAACCCACCCAUGCUCGCAAGUGUGUUGCUCACCAAGGCCUAGACUUUCCGAAAAGUACGAUAUUUAUGAUACAGUAAAUAAAAACAACCUCACGCUAUUACUAUUUAUUGUCAAACAUAACUAGAAAAUUAUCUUGUCUGCAUGUGAAGCCCACAAAUUCCGCUCACGUUCAAAACAUGAGUAUUUAAUGUGAACUUAUUGAUAUUGGGGGGUAUUGUUGGAACUAUAGCAUGUAGUGCGAAUCACGUGAAAUAGUGUACUAUGUACGAAAUUGUUAAUAUAUUUGGAAAGGUAAAUUUAUAGAUAAAUUAUCAUUA
This is a messenger RNA of Xenia sp. Carnegie-2017, 3449 nucleotides long. Its product is annotated as xenotropic and polytropic retrovirus receptor 1-like. The transcript has 16 exons. Gene Ontology annotation, cellular component: plasma membrane; cytoplasm; Golgi apparatus. Gene Ontology annotation, biological process: phosphate ion transport; cellular response to phosphate starvation. The record is from RefSeq and is a predicted model, not a curated record. The coding region runs from base 136 to 2061 and encodes 641 amino acids. Lineage: Eukaryota; Metazoa; Cnidaria; Anthozoa; Malacalcyonacea; Xeniidae. Gene Ontology annotation, molecular function: inositol hexakisphosphate binding.